GAUAUUUUGUGCUCUACAGCAUCCAUUUGGAAUUUAUCAAUUGUUGGCUUGGAUCGCUACUGGGCAAUAACGGCGCCUACGGCUUACAUGACUAAAAGAAACAAGCGGACCGCCGCUUUUCUCAUUUUGUCCGUUUGGUGCUCAUCCGCCUUGAUUAGUUUAGCACCCUUAUUCGGAUGGAAACAGAUAGCGGAGCGAGGCAAUAUGGUAAUGACGGCAAAUGGCAGUUGGCAGUGUGUCUUCCUGGAUUUGCCAUCUUAUACUAUUUACAGUGCAACAGGCUCAUUUUUCAUACCUCUGGUUGUUAUGUUUUUCGUCUAUUAUAAGAUUUACCAAGCUUUUGCGGAACAUCGUGCUCGCCAGCUCUACAGACAAAAGGUAAUAAGGAAGCACAUAGAAUCUACGAUAUUGCACGAACUGAGUCAUGUGCUGCCUACAAGUGAUGAAUUUGCCAAGGAUGCUGAUUCAGGUUACUUUUGA
This is a messenger RNA of Gongylonema pulchrum, 480 nucleotides long. Lineage: Eukaryota; Metazoa; Nematoda; Chromadorea; Rhabditida; Gongylonematidae. The record is from the annotation of a GenBank genome assembly.